Molecule: messenger RNA, 6101 nt
Organism: Myxocyprinus asiaticus (Chinese sucker)
Lineage: Eukaryota; Metazoa; Chordata; Actinopteri; Cypriniformes; Catostomidae
Product: metabotropic glutamate receptor 6-like
Exons: 11
Coding region: 10-2655 (881 amino acids)
Biological process (GO): regulation of synaptic transmission, glutamatergic; G protein-coupled glutamate receptor signaling pathway
Cellular component (GO): membrane
Molecular function (GO): adenylate cyclase inhibiting G protein-coupled glutamate receptor activity
Source: RefSeq, a predicted model, not a curated record
AGACAACACAUGGGCUCCCUGGUUCACAUUCUGUGGACAGUGAUGAUGGGAUUUACUCCCCAAUCCUGGGCCUCUACUGGAACUCAACCUCAUUCCUUAAAGAUCGAGGGUGACAUCACUCUGGGAGGACUUUUCCCUGUGCAUUCCAGGGGCCCUGCUGGUGUUCCGUGUGGGGAAAUUAAGAAGGAGAAGGGGAUCCAUCGUAUGGAAGCCAUGCUGUAUGCACUGGACCAGAUUAACAGUGACCCAGACCUGCUGCCUAACAUCACACUGGGUGCCAGGAUACUGGACACAUGCUCUAGGGAUACCUAUGCGCUGGAACAAUCCCUCACCUUUGUCCAGGCGCUCAUCCAGAAAGACAACUCAGAUGUUCGAUGUUCCAAUGGAGAGCCACCCAUCAUCCCAAAACCAGAGCGUGUGGUUGGGGUCAUUGGAGCUUCGGCCAGCUCAGUGUCCAUAAUGGUGGCCAAUGUUCUUCGACUAUUUGCGAUACCUCAGAUCAGCUAUGCUUCCACAGCACCUGAGCUUAGUGACAACAAUCGCUAUGACUUCUUCUCUCGAGUCGUGCCACCCGAUUCCUUCCAGGCCCAGGCGAUGGUGGACAUCGUCAAAGCAAUGGGGUGGAACUACGUUUCCACUCUGGCAUCAGAAGGGAACUAUGGAGAAAGUGGUGUAGAUGCUUUUCUCCAGAUAUCCAGGGAAGCAGGUGGUCUUUGCAUCGCCCAGUCCAUUAAAAUUCCUAGGGAGCCCAGGCCAGGAGAGUUUGACAAGAUCAUCAAAAGGCUAAUGGAGACAUCUAAUGCCAGAGGGGUUAUUAUCUUCGCUAAUGAAGAUGACAUCAAGCGUGUCCUGGAAGCAGCAAAGAGAGCCAAUCUUACAGGUCACUUCUUGUUUGUGGGUUCUGAUAGCUGGGGAGCAAAGAGCUCACCCAUCCUGAACCAGGAGGACGUGGCUGAGGGUGCGGUCACCAUCCUACCCAAGCGGGCAUCUAUUGAGGGAUUUGACCAGUACUUCACCACAAGAUCUCUAGAAAACAACAGAAGGAACAUCUGGUUCGCUGAGUUCUGGGAGGAUGACUUCAAAUGCAAACUAACGCGGCCAGGAAUCAGAUCGGAGAGCGAGCUCAGAAAAUGCACAGGAGAGGAACGAAUCACCAGAGAUUCGCCAUAUGAGCAGGAAGGGAAGGUGCAAUUUGUGAUUGACGCGGUGUAUGCUAUGGCCCACGCGCUCCACAGCAUGCACAUGGACCUCUGCCCAGGUGCCAUGGGUGUUUGUGACAAAAUGGAUCCAGUGGAUGGAAGAAUGCUGCUAACAUACAUCCGUGCUGUCAAUUUUAAUGGCAGUGCUGGUACAGGUGUGAUGUUUAAUGAGAACGGUGACGCCCCAGGACGAUACGAUAUCUUCCAGUACCAGCUUUCCAAUUCCACCAACCCGGGAUAUAGAAUCAUCGGCCAAUGGACUAACCACUUACGGCUCAAUGCUGAAGACAUGCAGUGGUCUGGAGGGGAUAAACAGGUUCCAGACUCUGUUUGCAGUUUCCCCUGUGAAUCUGGAGAGAGAAAGAGGAUGGUAAAGGGAGUGCCAUGUUGCUGGCACUGUGAAUUAUGUGACGGCUAUCAGUACCUCCUGGACGAGUUUAACUGUGACACCUGCCCCUUUGAUAUGCGGCCCACCCCGAACCGCACCGGCUGCAGACCUACUCCCAUCAUAAAACUGGAGUGGAGCUCUCCAUGGGCCAUCAUCCCGGUAUUUCUUGCCGUGCUGGGCAUCCUCGCUACAUCUGGAGUCAUCAUCACAUUCAUUCGCUUCAACGACACCCCCAUCGUGCGGGCUUCAGGCCGUGAGCUCAGCUAUGUUCUUCUGACGGGCAUCUUCCUCAUAUAUCUCAUAACAUUCCUCAUGAUCGCUGAGCCGGGCGCUGUGGUGUGCGCCUUCCGCAGGCUGUUUUUGGGGCUGGGAAUGUGCAUUAGUUAUUCUGCCAUGCUCACCAAAACAAAUCGAAUCUACAGAAUCUUCGAGCAGGGGAAAAAAUCUGUCACACCGCCAAAGUUUAUCAGCCCCACGUCUCAGCUGAUCAUCACCUUUAUUCUGAUCUCAGUACAGCUCCUGAGUAUUUUCAUUUGGUUUGGAGUGGUUCCUCCUCACACCAAUAUCGACUUUGAAGAGCUGCGUCCCCCCAACCCCGAGUAUGCACGUGGGAUCCUGAAAUGUGACAUGUCAGAUCUCUCUCUGAUCGGUUGUCUGAGCUACAGUAUGGGGCUGAUGGUCACAUGUACAGUCUAUGCCAUCAAGAGCAGGGGGGUUCCCGAGACCUUCAAUGAGGCCAAACCUAUCGGCUUCACCAUGUACACCACCUGUAUCAUCUGGUUGGCCUUUGUACCCAUCUUCUUCGGCACAUCACAAUCCACAGAAAAGAUGUUCAUUCAGACCACCACGCUGACUGUGUCUAUGAGCUUGAGUGCCACGGUGUCCCUGGGAAUGCUGUACAUCCCCAAAGUCUAUGUGAUCAUCUUCCAUCCAGAACAGAAUGUUCAAAAACGCAAGCGUAGCUUCAAAGCCGUGGCUCAGGCUGCCACCGUCUCCACUCAUCUCUCGCAGAAAUCCAAUGACAAACAGAACGGAGAGACCAAAAUUGAACCAGAUAGAUCCCAGUAAAGGAGAUUUAUCUCUAGGUUACCAAGGCUUUUGAGACAUGCGUCCUGCUACAACCAAGCUGAGGAGAUGAUCAAGACAAUAUCUUUCAAGCAAACUCUUGAGUUUGCUAAAUCACAUUCAGUUUGCAACUUCAAACGAACAAGUCACCAAAGGAUGUGGUCGUUUUUGUCACAUUUGUGAUGAUACAAGUGUACGAGUGAGAAUGGUGCUGAAAUAUUGAUAUGUACAAUAUGUACAUAAAUUACAGGAUCAAUGGAUACCUUAUGUGGAACUGUCAUAUCAGCUUUGAAGCGGAAACAUAUUUGCCCCUUUUUCCUGGUUACCACUGCAUCACCAGUUGAUUUGAAAUGAGAAGUAAAUUCAUGAGGAAGAAGCCUGUCCAAAAAGACUCCCUUUGGGGAAAAGAAAAACUUCACCACCAGCAUUUGCUCCAAAUGUACAUGGAAUCGGACAAACCAUUUCAACAACCAACUUCAGAGCAUCACAUGAUUUAUCAAUCAGCUCUAUUGUCUCUUUAUCCAAAGUACAGAUUAUAUAUGAUCAAAUAAGACUGGUAUAAUUGAUGGACAGUGACAUUAUGGGAGUAGAUCAAUUGGUGUUUGGUGUUGUCAAAGACCACAGCUACUGUUGAGACAACUCUUUUUUUCAACAAUUCAACCGAUGGAGUGCAAAUACACAGAUGUUCCGCACUCUUUGAAGUCUUCGCUUUUGAAAAUGUGCCAUAACUUUGUUUCAUAAUAAAUGUAUUUAAGUGUCUUGUGUGCAAUCCUUAUAAUAGGCAAUAUCCUGUAUUCUUAAAGGUUCUGUAAGCGAUAUAAGCUGUUCUAGAAUCUCCAUCAACUGAGCCGUUGGAUUAGCCACACCCCCUGUUUCCAAAACCCUGCACUCCAAAGAGUCCAGAUGAGUUUUAUUUUUACUGAGACCGACAUCGAGCAGGAGCUGUUGUCAAAAGCAACAGCAGCAAAAUAGCACCCUCAACUGACAACUGUUAUGAGCAACAUAGCAUAAAAAUGGCAUUAAGCCUCAAUAAUUCGCUGCAGCUACAAUACUAUGAGAACAAGCAAAAUUAUUGACAGGCAGAAAGCAUCAGAGACUGCAGACACAGAGCUGUCAUAGAGAAAGGUGUGAUACCUCACAACACUUAUUUCAUUAAUAUAUUUCGGGGAGUAGGACAUUUUUUUGCAUACCUUUCCAUGAAAAAAAAAAAAUUGCUUACAGCACCUUUAAUCAUGUUUUUUUUUUAUUUAUUUUUUUUAUUAUAUAUUACCAAAAAAAAAAAAACAUGACAAUCUGUAAUAAAAACAAAGUUUCUGUAAGACCCAAUGGUAACACUUUACAAUUAGGUUCCAUUUGUUAACAUUAGUCAUCAUGAACUAACAAUGAACAAUAUAUUUUUAUAGCAUUUAUUAAUCCUGGUUAAUGUUAGUUUAUAAAAACACAACUGUUCAUUGUUAGUUCAUUAAUAUUAACGUAUACAACGUUUAAUUGUAAAAAGUUAACAAAUGGAAUCAUAUUGUAUAGUGUUAUCGACCCACUUUGAGAUAUCUAUUUUAUUCAUGUUUCCUUAAACUCGAGAUAUUGAUUUUAAAAGAAAUAUAUGAUAUAGACUUGUAGGGACUACAGACGACUAAAUAAAUGAAAAUGAUGACAAAAUCUCUUUUAGUUUUAGAGACUGACAUUCAUAUCAUUUUAGUUUCAUGCAGCUGGCAUUCAGAGUACACAUAUACUUCCUUUGUAUUCGUAGAGGGUAAAAAAAGAACCCGCAUUGGUCUGCUGAUCUACUCAUAGUUCUUCCUGAAUUUGCUAAGUCAAAUAACACUUAGUUUAAGCCACAACACCAGAAGCUUGCAGUAUUUAUUUCAAGAAGCAGUUACAGUAAUAUUACAGGAUGACCAGACAGUUUAACUCAGGUGUAAAGUAGGCGUACUUAGCCUAGAUGAAUGUUGUGGAUGUCUUUAUCUUCAGAUAAAAAAGAACACUGAGGAAAUGUAUUAAUUGAAUGCAUGUUGAAUAAAAAAUUAUUUAAUAAAAUCCUGACAAAAUGAGUAUUAAACUUGGAAAUCAGUACAUCACUUUGCAGAAAUCAGUGAGUCUAUGUAUGGUACAGCAUACUACCACACUGCUCUUACUAUUUCUGCAGUAUAUAGCAUGUCUACUGUACAUAGCAUGUGAAUUUUCUGUAUGCAUGGAAUACCUGGAUGACCUACCACCAGGGUUGGGAGAGUUGGGAGGGUUACUUUUAAAAUGUAUUCCACUACAGAUUACAGAAUACAUGCUGUAAAAUGUAAUUUGUAACGUAUUCCGUUAGAUUACUCAAGGUCAGUAACGUAUUCUAAAUACUUUGGAUUACUUCUUCAGCACUGGUAGAUUUUUUCACUUGUUUUGACUAUAAAAACUCUGCCAGUACAGUAAGACAAAAUACACAUGUUAAACAUACAUUCUCUGAAAAACCUAAAUAUCUUAUGUAGUGUUGUUUCUAAAACAAGAUAAAUCAAAUUGAUCUUGUUUUAAGGAUUUUUAGAUAUUUUUACAGGAAAACAAUACAAAAAUUAUUAUCAAGAAUACGAUUUUUGCCCUAAUAUCAAAGGUCUUACUAGAAGAAAAGAAAUUAUGAUCCAACGUGAAUUUUCUUGAUAAAAAAUAUGAUCGUGUCUGGUAACGUGCAUGUAAAAAGGCUAGAAAUAGCAUUUUAGCUUAGCGUAAAGAUGACAAUUUACACAAGGUUUAUUUCUAUUUCUUCUGCUCCAAACUUACUUCAAACGUACUUCUCUGUCUGCUCGUAUGAAUGUAACACAUCAUAAGAAAGUGUUUCACAGCUUUUCAAAUGCACUUUGGAUCGCAUGAUUUAUAUGUAUAAAUGUUUUCCAUCUGAAAGGACUAAAUAUUAAAUGAAACAAAUGACAAUAAAAUGCAACGUUAUCUCUUCAGUAAUCAAAAUACUUUUUGAAUGUAACUGUAUUCUAAUUACCAAUGAUUUAAAUUGUAACUGUAGUGGAAUACAGUUACUUAUAUUUUGUAUUUUAAAUACGUAUUCCUGUUACAUGUGUUCCGUUACUCCCCAACACUGCUUACCACGCUUUAAUGUGCUAUCACGUAGAUCGGAAAUACGAGUUUGCCACUGGGCAAUUGCACAUGAACAUAAUUAAAGUCAGAAAAUAAUAUUAAAAAGUUCAGAUUUAUUUAGCAAGUUCCCGACUUGGGAAGCCACGCUGACUGGUGAUCAUUCAGAAAUCAAUAAAAAUCUAAGUUUUAUUACUUUUAUGCUGCCUUUAUGUGCUUUUUGGACCUUCAAAGUUCUGGCAACCAUUCACUUGCAUUGUAUGGACCUACAGAGUUGAGAUAUUUUUCUAAAAAUCUUAGUUGGUGUUAAGCAGAAGAAAGAAAGAGGGUGAGUAAAUGAUGAGAUCAUUUUCAUUUUUGGGUGAACUAUUACUUUAAGCAUGCAA